AUGACGACCCUUAUCCCCCGCGAGGCGUACUCCCCCGAGGAGCUGCAGCGCCUGUAUCCAAAGGGCCUGAAGCUGCAAUUGGUACAAGUGUUCUUGCGUCAUGGCGAGCGUACGCCUGUUUCUUCGCGAUUUCAAAAUACAGGCCUGAGCCCAUACUGGCCCUAUUGCGGCGUCGCGAGACGCAUGGUUCAGAUGGCUGCUGGCAACCAGGACCUCUCCUCAUGGAACGGGUUCCAAUGGCGGCGGAAGAUGGAGGCCUUUGGUGAUAAUGACGAGGCAAUUGUCGCUACAGGACCUGGGGAUGAAAUUGAGGCCAUGUGUACGCACGGUGAACUCACCGACAAAGGUCGCGAGACGACCUAUGCGCUUGGCACGCGUCUGCGCCAUUUAUACAUCGACCAGCUCGGCUUUAUGCCCAAGAUCAAGUCCGAUACGGAGGACAUGUACCUGCGCGCCACGCCGAUUCCCCGUGCUCUGGAGUCCCUGCAGCAGGCCUUCUGGGGCAUGUAUCCUACCAGUGCACGCACGCAAGAUUUCCCUCCGCCCGUCAUCGUCGCUCGCUCUGUGACCGAGGAGACGCUUUUCCCUAAUGAGGGCAACUGUCGCCGGUUCCGACAGCUUGCUCGCCUCUUUGCCGAUCGUGCUGCGACUAGAUGGAACAACUCUGAACAAAUGGACUACCUGGACAAACUCUGGUCCAAGUAUAUGCCCGAGACAUCCCCCAGGGUGGCUGUGGAUGCUCACCCCCGUCUCUCGGGUAUUAUGGACACUAUCAACGCUACUGAUGCGCAUGGCCCGGCUACUAGGCUCCCUUCGGAGUUCUACGACAAGAAGGGCCGUGCGAUUUUGGAUCGCAUUGCAGUUGAAGAAUGGUUUGCUGGUUAUAACGAGAGCAGCGAGUAUCGCAAGCUCGGUAUCGGCGCUUUGAUGGGCGAUGUUGUCGACCGUAUGGUCAGCACAGCUGUGGAUGGUGGCUGGCGUAGUGAGAGCUCUGCAUCUGGAUCUGGAGUUCCUGAGGCUGGCAAGUCCAUCAAGUUUGCCAUGAGCGGAUGCCACGAUACCACCCUUGCAGCUAUCUUGUCCAGCGUUGGCGGUUUCCAAGAUGAGUCUUGGCCGCCCUUCACUUCCUCGAUUGCCAUUGAGCUCUUUUCCCAGCCUCCUAGCAAUGCUAUCCAUGCUGGUAAUACGCUUGAGGAAUUCUCCAACCCACCCGUCACCGCUAAGAAGCCUGGUGUCCUUUCGUCUCUUCUUGGUGGUGGCAAGUCGGCAUCUAAGCAACUGGCUCCCUCCGAGACUGCUCGUGCCCCUGUGACAUCUUUCGCCGAGGAGACCCGUGAUGCCCUUCGCAAGCACUACGUCCGUAUUCGCUAUAACGACCGCCCCGUGCGCAUUCCUGGCUGCGCUGCUAAGGCUGAGAACCACCUUCCCGGUGACGACACCUUCUGCACAUUGGACGCCUUCAAGGAGAUUGUCGACAAGUUCACACCCAUGAAUUGGCAGAGCGAGUGUGUCGCGAACCUGGGUGCUGGUCUGCAUGGCCCUAACGACGAGGCCCGCGCUGCCGCCGGCUUCUAG
This is a messenger RNA of Penicillium daleae, 1575 nucleotides long. RefSeq names its product putative acid phosphatase. NCBI's taxonomy places the organism in Eukaryota, Fungi, Ascomycota, Eurotiomycetes, Eurotiales, Aspergillaceae. The transcript is spliced from 7 exons. The coding region runs from base 1 to 1575 and encodes 524 amino acids. Gene Ontology annotation, biological process: dephosphorylation. The record is from RefSeq and is a predicted model, not a curated record. Gene Ontology annotation, molecular function: phosphatase activity.